AUGGCAACCGAAAAAUCAGACAAGCACGGGAUAGACCCGGAGGACAACCCGACGGCUCUACACCGAGAAUACACGGUCACUUCUGAGGGUGUCAAGCAAACUGCAAAGCAGACGGACUACUCUGGCGCGCACAAGAAGACAGACCCUGUCGAGAUUCGUCUCGUCCGGAAGCUAGAUCUCUGGAUUAUGCCUACCCUCUGGGUUAUGUACUGGUUGAACUACCUAGACCGGAAUGCCAUUGCCUUGGCUCGUCUCAAUGAUCUGGAAGAGGACCUCAAUCUGUCCUCGUCCCAGUAUCAGACCUGUGUUUCUAUUCUGUUUGUCGGAUAUCUCCUCGGGCAGAUCCCAAGCAACAUGAUCCUGACAAGAGUCAGACCGUCAUGGUACAUGGCCGGGUUCAUGGCCCUGUGGGCUGUAGUCAGCUCUCUCACUGCCCUAGCAAAAGACUUCAAGGGUCUACUCCUUACGAGGUUCUUUCUCGGUGUGACCGGCGCCCUCUACAUGCUCUCCAUCUUCUACACCCGCAAAGAGAUCGCCACCCGCAUCUCCGUCCUCUACACCGGCAACAUCCUCGCCACCGCCUUCGCCGGGCUCAUCGCCGCCGGCAUCUUCCACGGCAUGGACGACCUCGGCGGCAUCGCCGGCUGGCAGUGGCUCUUCAUCCUGCAAGGCGCCGUGACCUUCGUCGUCGCCGUGCUCUCCAUCUUCACCCUGCCCGACGACCCGCGCGAGACCCGCUGGCUGACUCCCGAAGAGCGCGCCCUCGCGCACUCCCGCAUCGUCGCCGACACCGUCGGCGCCCGCCACGAGACCAGCACGCUCAGCGGGCUCAAGGAGGCCGCGCGCGAUCCGCGCCUGUGGCUCUUCGCCUUCAUGCAGCACAUGCAUCUCGCCGCCAACGGGUUCAAGAACUUCUUCCCCACGGCCGUCGAGACCCUCGGCUUCAACACUACCAUCACGCUGGUGUUGACUUGUCCGCCGUAUCUGAUUGCCGGCAUUAUCUCAGUGUUCUGGUCGUGGAGCUCGGGAAGGUAUAACGAGCGUACAUGGCACAUCACGGUGGCGAAGACGAUCGCUAUUGUGGGGUUUGUGUUGGGGUGUGCGACGCUGAAUGUUGGGGCCAGGUACUUUGCCAUGGUCGUCUUCUCGAUUGGCACCUAUGCGGUGAAUAGUAUUAUCCUCGGGUGGGUGUCGAGUACGUGCGGCCAGACCAAGGAGAAGAAGGCGUCGGCAUUAGCGAUUGUGAAUACGAUUGCUAAUGUGUCAUUUAUAUGGACCCCGUACCUGUGGCCGAGCUCGGAUGAGCCGCGAUAUACCAUCGCCAUGUCGGCGAGCGCGGCAUUCAGCGUGGCGUGUGCGACCAGUGCAUGGGUCAUGAAGCUGUGGUUGAUUCGCACAAAUCGCAAGAUACGGCAGUCGAACGACGAGACUACGUUGUAUUAUGCUUAUUGA
Aspergillus terreus NIH2624 is the source of this 1452-nucleotide messenger RNA. Its product is annotated as putative MFS transporter. Lineage: Eukaryota; Fungi; Ascomycota; Eurotiomycetes; Eurotiales; Aspergillaceae. Gene Ontology annotation, molecular function: transmembrane transporter activity. Bases 1 to 1452 code for a protein of 483 amino acids. The record is from RefSeq and is a predicted model, not a curated record. The transcript is spliced from 4 exons. Gene Ontology annotation, cellular component: membrane. Gene Ontology annotation, biological process: transmembrane transport.